Molecule: messenger RNA, 3196 nt
Organism: Carassius auratus (goldfish)
Lineage: Eukaryota; Metazoa; Chordata; Actinopteri; Cypriniformes; Cyprinidae
Gene: txlnba
Product: taxilin beta a
Exons: 10
Coding region: 193-2742 (849 amino acids)
Molecular function (GO): syntaxin binding
Source: RefSeq, a predicted model, not a curated record
UCACUCAGAGUGUUUGCACAACGCUUCCAUUGGUGUUCCACUGGAGGUUAUUUUGAGGGGCUCGUGCUGUCAGCUGUUGUCUUGAGUCCUUUUGGACCCUCCUCACUACUCUUUUUCACUCUGAUAAAACUGUGGACUGACUGCUUCAUUGUCCUCCUUUUCUAUUCAAAUCUGAACAGACACGUGUAGCAGAUGAUGGAGGGCAGUGACCAGACCUCUGAGAACACCAAUGAACAAGUCAAUAGCCCAGAGGAGCAGCCAGUGGACCCCACGGAGGACUUCAGCAGGCAGCUAGAGGAUAUAAUCAACACGUAUGGAGCAGCAUCCAGCCUGAUGCAGGAGCAGAUCUCCAUCCUGGAGUCUGAGGAGAGAAAGGAAGAGGAGGCAAAGGCUGAUAAAGAGGCCGACUCACAAGAAGCUGGUGCCACUCCAGAGAAGGAGCAGAUAGCUGAUAAGAAAAUCCUCAAGGGCCUGGCUUGUCUCAUAGGUAAAGAGGCCGCAUCCUUAUUGAAAAGCCUGAACAAGCUCGGCUCACCAGAAGAGAAAGUGGAAAUGGUGUUGAAGAAAUACACUGAGCUGGUGGAGGAACACAGGACUGAGAAGAAACAGCUGGAGCAGCUUCAGCAGAGACAGGGUCUUCUGGUCAAGCAGAGAGAUCAGCUUCAGUUCGAGCACAGUCGUGCCAUCCUGGCCCGCAGCAAGCUGGAGAUGCUCUGCCGGGAGCUUCAGAGACAUAACAGGACACUGAAGGAGGAGAGUCUGCAGAGGCUGCGGGAGGAUGAAGUGAAGCGGAAGGAGAUCUCUGCUCAUUUCCAGAGCACGCUAGUGGACAUUCAGAGUCAGAUCGAGCAGCACAGUAACCGCAACAACAAGCUGUGCCAAGAGAACAGUGAGCUGGCCAGCAAACUCAAGACCAUCAUAGAGCAGUAUGAGCGAAGAGAAGAGAGUUUAGAGAAGAUAUUCAAACACAGAGAUCUACAGCAGAAACUGUCUGAUGCCAAGCUGGAAGAAUCCAACAUGCUCCUCAGUCAAGCUGAAGAGAAACACAAAAGAGAGAAGGAAUAUUUACUCACUCAGGCUGCAGAGUGGAAACUACAGGCUAAAGAGCUGAAAGAGCAGCACACUGUCAUGCAGGCCCAGCUUGUGUUGUACUCCCAGAAGUUUGAUGAGUUCCAGAACACACUUGCAAAAAGCAAUGAAAUCUACAUCACUUUCAAACAGGAGAUGGAGAAGAUGACAAAGAAGAUGAAAAAGCUGGAAAAGGAGUCAAGUAUAUGGAAGACACGGUUUGAAAGCUGCAAUAAAGCUCUUGUUGAAAUGAUUGAGGAGAGAUCAGAAAAGGCCAAAGAGUUUGAACUCUUCACUUUGAAAAUCGACCGUCUGGAGACUCUGUGCCGAGCACUGCAGGAUGAAAGAAAAAGUUUAUAUAACAAAAUUAAAGAAAUACGGUCCUCAGAAAAGGAGACUCUAGCACCUGUGGUGGAUUUGCCCCAAGUAGCUGAGCUUCAAGAGCUCAUCCAACUUCCUAAGUCAGUUCCCAACCCCAUGUUGACCGCAGAGAUGAAGAGGCUGCGAGAGGAGCAGAUCCGUCUGCAGGAGUUUGCCGCUUCCUUGGUAAGUUCCAUAACAGAUAAUGCUGGAGAAUCUGAUAGUGAGGAAGAGAAGAUGGCAGAAAAGAUUCCAGUAAUCCCUGAGGCUCCCAAACUUGAGUCCACCAAACCAGCAGAUAAACCAGAUUCAACACAAGAGGAACACUCCACCACAGAAGAAAACAAACCAGAGGUUGCAGGAGUUAAUGUAGAGUACCCAUCAGUACUCACAAAUCCUGAACCCGCCAAACCCCAGACGGAAUCCAAACUUCCUCAAGAGAAUCUACAACCAGAGAUCCCUGAACAUCAGACAGGAAAACAAGAGUCUGCCAAAGUGGAACCAAGCCAGGAAGAGGCAACAAAAGCAGAAGAGACAAUCAAACAGGAAUCCACUCAACCAAAGCAUGUCAUGAAGGACGAUAGCAAAGAUAAAGCUGUUAAACCUGAGCUACCUGAAUCAGAGCCGCCCAGACAAGAACCCCUCAAAGAAGAACAGCUGAAGCCUGUCUUGAAAGAAGAUAGCAAAGAUGAAGCUGUUAAACCGGAGCUACGUGAACCAAAGCCGCCCAGACAAGAACCCCUCAAAGAAGAACAGCUGAAGCCUGUCUUGAAAGAAGAUAGCAAAGAUGAAGCUGUUAAACCGGAGCUACGUGAACCAAAGCCGCCCAGACAAGAACCCCUCAAAGAAGAACAGCUGAAGCCUGUCUUGAAAGAAGAUAGCAAAGAUGAAGCUGUUAAACCGGAGCUACGUAAACCAAAGCCGCCCAGACAAGAACCCCUCAAAGAAAAGCAGCCAAAGCCUGGCUUGAAAAAAGAUAGCAAAGAUGAAGCUGUGAAAUUAGAGCUACCUGAACCAGAGCCGCCCAGACAAGAACCCCUCAAAGAAGAGCAGCUGAAGCCUGUCUUGAAAGAAGAUAGCAAGAAUGAAGCUGUUAAACCUGAGCUACCUGAACCAAACCCUCCCAAACAAGAACCCCUCAAAGAGGAACAUGUUGAUAAAGCCACAGCUGCCUCUGAGGAAGCCAAAGCACCGGCGACAAAACCUAAAGCCCCAAAAUCCCAAGAGGCAAAAGCAAAGGCCGGCAAAGCCCAGCCUAAAAAACAAGCUUCAGCUAAAAAGAAAGGUUCUGCAAAGGGCCCGAAUAAAAGCUAAGCCGAAAUGCAUUACCAAAUUAGUUUUUCCUUAUAUUAUUUCUAGAUCGGUUUGUUUGUGUUCUUAGACAGGUCUUGUUGUUGAUGAGUUUAAAGGCCAAUUCGCACUGCACUGGCAGAUUUCAAUAAACAGCAACAGACACAUUUGACAGGUUUGGUCUGAUCAAUGUGUUACUCAUGUCAGCAUCUGUUGGUGUUGAUCUCUGCUUGUUUUUUGCCAACUGUUGAAUCAGCAUUUAUCGAGUCUUGGUAUAUCUGAAAAGUGAUGUAGGCUUACUUUUCUCGGCCUGCAUCUGUUUGUGCAGGAAUUGUGAAUUGGCCUUAUAGGUUAAUACGGAUGAUGACAUACUGGUCAUAGAAUUUCUAGCUUCCUGAAGAAGGACUUUUUUUUUUUUUUUCACUUGUAAUACUUUCUCAGUAUACCUUCAAAUAAACAUCUGCCCUUGAAAAUCCUA